Thecamonas trahens ATCC 50062 is the source of this 874-nucleotide messenger RNA. RefSeq lists its product as uncharacterized. The transcript has a single exon. The coding region runs from base 16 to 627 and encodes 203 amino acids. NCBI's taxonomy places the organism in Eukaryota, Apusomonadida, Apusomonadidae. The record is from RefSeq and is a predicted model, not a curated record.
AGCGGCAUUGCAGCCAUGCUUGGGCGGGUGCGACUUGUUGUGGGACGGCAUGCAGCAGGAGCAGGCGGUGGCGCGUGGGCGCAGAAGUGGGUGCUGGCGCAGGCGCGGGCGAUGCAUGCGACGGCGGCGGUAGAGGGCUGGCGCGACAUGGACGGCGGGCGGGCGAGGGCUGCGCGGGCCAAGACGGCGGCGGUGCGGGCGAUGGUGGCCGGGACGGGCCCGAAUGCAGUCAGUCGCGAUGCGGCAUGGGAGGAGGCGAAGCGGACCGGGACGUGGGCCGAGACUGCCGAGGGCAGGGCCCGGCGGCGAGCCGAGCAGACCUCGAGCAUCCAGGUCUUUGACGCCUUCUCGGUCGCCUUUGUCACCCUUGUGGGCGCCGUCUGUGCCCUCACCUGGGUCAUUGCCCCCAUCCUUGUCCCGGACGAUGCCCUCGACGGCGCAGAUCCCGAUGGGCGCUUUGCCAAGGUCAACGUGUCCGGCGCAGACGGCUCGCGCUGGUGGGAGAUCCUCAAUGUCUCCGGCCGUCCGCGCGGUGGCACGAGCGAGGCCGAUGGCGAGAAGGAGAGCGAGCUCGACUCGGACUCGGGCUCGGGCUCGGCUGCUGCUACCGAUCCCAGUGCAGCGUGAGUGCAAGCGGUGUACAUGUGAUGUGGUUUCAUGCGUUUACGGGGGAAGGGGGCCUACUCGCGGGCGCGCAGCUUCUCCUCCUGGGCUCUGCUCUUCGCACGCUUUGCCUCUUCGACAGCAUCGCGAUCGACCUUCUUCUUCCGCAACUUCGCGGCUCUGCGGUUGAGCUUCGCCACCCGGUCGGAGAGGGCGAGCAUGUCCUUACGUAGCGAGACGGCGCGGGUAUGGUACAUGGGCAGAUGCGACA